This is a messenger RNA of Hibiscus syriacus, 2133 nucleotides long. Its product is annotated as probable serine/threonine-protein kinase WNK5. Gene Ontology annotation, cellular component: cytoplasm. NCBI's taxonomy places the organism in Eukaryota, Viridiplantae, Streptophyta, Magnoliopsida, Malvales, Malvaceae. The coding region runs from base 291 to 2078 and encodes 595 amino acids. Gene Ontology annotation, molecular function: protein serine/threonine kinase activity; ATP binding. Gene Ontology annotation, biological process: protein phosphorylation; intracellular signal transduction. The record is from RefSeq and is a predicted model, not a curated record. The transcript has 6 exons.
CUAAAACUAAGCUAAAUGGUUACCAAGAAUUACAACGAUUUCUCGAGUGAAGUUGUGGAAAUGGCUUGGAUUAUGCUCAGCGUCGAUUACUCUAGACUUUUUGGUUAUUGUUUGGAGUUUUUUCGUAUGAAAAUCAUGAUGGAUAGCCUCGGAUCGUAUAACACCUUGACCUACUAUUCUUGUUCUUGAAUUAAACAUAUACUCGUAGGUAAAUCGUAUAUUUAGUGUUUUGAAGAUAUAAUUUUUACACAAAGCCCGACAACUUUUGAGGGUCUCUGCUGUUUUGGCUCAUGACAACGUUUAAAACACGUGUUGGGGGAUGUGUUGUUGGCGUUGAAUCUCAGCUUGGAUACGUUGAGACCGAUCCUUCUGGUCGAUAUGGACAUUUCAGGGAGAUUCUGGGUAAAGGAGCAAUGAAGACAGUGUAUAAAGCAUUUGAUGAGGUCCUUGGAAUGGAGGUAGCAUGGAAUCAAGUUAAGCUCUCCCAUUCGCCGGACGAAGUGCAGCGGCUUUAUUCCGAAAUCCACCUCCUCAAGAACCUCAACCACAGUUCCAUCAUGCGGUUAUACACGUCCUGGAUUGAUAUCGACCGAAGAACUUUUAACUUUGUGACCGAGAUGUUCACCUCCGGCACCCUUCGAGAGUACAGGCAGAGGCACCAGUGUGUUGAUACUCGAGCAGUUAAGAACUGGUCUCGCCAAAUCCUACAAGGUCUGGUUUAUCUCCAUGGCCAUGAUCCUCCAGUGAUCCAUAGAGACCUCAAAUGUGAUAACAUCUUUGUCAAUGGUCACACUGGACAAGUUAAGAUCGGCGAUCUUGGAUUGGCUGCAAUUCUUCAGGGCUCACGACAUGCUCAUAGUGUUAUAGGUACACCGGAAUUCAUGGCACCGGAACUGUACCAGGAGGAUUACAACGAGCUUGUUGAUGUAUACUCCUUUGGCAUGUGUGUAUUAGAAAUGCUUACUUCAGAGUAUCCGUAUGUCGAGUGCUUGAAUCCGGCUCAAAUCUACAAGAAAGUGACUUGGGGGAAGUUGCCAGAGGCAUUAUACAGGAUCCAAGAUGAGGAAGCUAGGAGGUUCAUCGUGAAGUGUCUCAACCACGUUUCAAAGAGAGUGCCUGCUCACGAGCUCUUGCUCGAUCCGUUUUUGACCUCUGGUGAUGGGAAUUUGCUGCCGCCAGUUGCUGAGCUAGUGCCUUCGAUGCCAGCUCAUCCUAUAAGGACUACGAACAUGUCAAUAACUGGCACAAGGGACCCUGCAGAUGACACAAUUUUUCUCAAAAUACAGAUUACAGAGAAGGAAGGUCAUGCUCGGAACAUCUACUUUCCCUUCGACAUUGUAAACGACACCGCGAUCGUCGUUGCCUUGGAGAUGGUGAAAGAAUUAGAGAUCAACGACUGGGAGCCACUGGAGAUUGCUGAUAUGAUAGAGGAGGAGAUCUCUUCCCUUAUCCCAACUCGGAAGGACUUGGGAUCCUUCCAAGUCGAUCAUCAGCACACCUUCAAAUACGAAGACGAUAAUUACGAUGUUGAUCAUGACGGAAUCCACCAUCCGUUUUACGCUGCAUCAUCCUGUUCUUCGUCCCAGAUCUCUCUCUCGGCACUCCUUUCAUCGUAUGAAACACGAAAUCCUCAUGGUAAAAACGUAACAUCUGGUGGCAGUGUAUCUAACAAUGAUGAUGCAAGCUCAAGUUGCUCCAUGAACUCGUUCCAAUACUCCAGCAUGAGCUACGAAGAAGACAAGUUAGAUUCGAGUCUCCAACAAGGCGAGCAUUCCGGCAUCCUGAAGACCCUGAAAUCAACAAGAUUCUGUCCCUCAGAGAGUACAAGCUCUUACAACUACAAACAAUGCGACCCGCAGCUUCAUUCACGGAAAUCUUCAAACUUAAAUGGCCAGCGAAAGCUAACAAAGAUCCGUUCACUCAUCGACAUACGUAGCCAGUUUCUGCACCGAUACGUAGUGGCAGAGGUAAAUAAAAGGCGGUUGUUCAACACUGUCGGAGACGUCGAGAACAUCGGAUUUCAGUAUCCCACAGAGGGUUCAAGUAGCAGCCUGAAUCCAAGGAUUUCAAGAUCCUGAUCGUGGGGGAUUUAGCUUGUUAAGAUCCCAUUCCAUAACUAUCUGUGUGUGUAUU